Molecule: messenger RNA, 1653 nt
Organism: Cladophialophora carrionii CBS 160.54
Lineage: Eukaryota; Fungi; Ascomycota; Eurotiomycetes; Chaetothyriales; Herpotrichiellaceae
Exons: 2
Coding region: 1-1653 (550 amino acids)
Source: RefSeq, a predicted model, not a curated record
AUGGCCAUCCUUCCGAUUAUCUCAUCGCACAAGCUUUAUCCGGUCCGCGGCGCUUGCCAACCGGACAGCGGUUUCUACGUCGGCUUCCGAGACUAUGACAUUUGGAAGCUCGCAGGCUUCUUUCAGAUCAUCUUAGGCUUCGGCAACUUCUCGUUUUCGAUGGCCAAAACAAUCGAUGUCGGCUGGGAUAUAAUUAUCGGCCGCGGCGGUCAGGCGCUCCUUGCCGCUAUCGCAUUCACCGUCUACUCGAAGGCUCUGGUACGAUCCAUGGAGUCGUCUCCGGUAUCUUAUGGCACCUUCGAAGCCGUUACUCUACAAAGCGGCUCGCUUAGCGCUAAUUUCAAGCUAGCAAGGGAUCUCUUCAAGAACAAGACUGCUCAGGCUAGGGCAGCUGUUGUGUGGAUGAUCAUCAGUGCUUGCUUUGUCCUGGCCUUCCCAUCGAUCUUGAGCGCAAUAACUGGUUACUCCGUGAACAUUGGGUCUUUUGUGGAAGUCGACGACGGCAGCCUGGUGCAGUACAGUAAUUUCGCCAUGGUCAGGUACAUCGUCCAUGAUGCGCACAGAAUCGACGAAGCACUCGGAAAGGACUACCAGGUGACAACAAGCAGGAGUGGUGGUUAUGGAGACAUCUCCCAGUUAAAGUGGUCCGCGGAUGCAGAUUAUUGCCUCGGUAACGCGUGGCCCGUAGAGACUCGCAAUGGCACUUUGGACUGGUCAGCCACCGCCGACGAGCCCAUGUGCGAUCUCUACUGGCAUGUCUCCGAGUAUGCCUACCACUACGGUUUCUUAGGUGAGGUCCACGCGGAUACCACGUUCAAUUACAGUGGGCAACUUGUCAAUCUGACUGAACCGAGCCUGCUCAUCACCCCCAUCUUCUGGGACGAAUAUUGGAUCAGGCAGGGCAACUCAAACGGGACCGACUGGUGGUACUGGCCCUUUGGCUAUUACUGGAAGAGCGCAAAUGGCACCGAACCCUUCCACAAUUUCACCGAUCCAGUCUUCACAAACAGACAGUUCACGUACAAACUCGACGAGCUGAACGUUCGCGGUCGUUGUCAGCCAGAGGGUGAAAGCUAUAAGUGGGGGUUCUCCUUCCUGGCCCUCUUCUCCUUCAUCGUCGUCUUCCUGGCCUGGUCUGUGGGCAUGUAUGCCCUGUGGCUGGAUGCGUUCCUGCACUCACGUUUCGACCGGGUUGGACGGUCGAUGGGCCUGCAGCGCGCGGUCCUUGACCUCGCCUAUUGCAUGCAGAGAGACGUGGACGAGACCGGCCGCGACAUGCUCUCAAACGCCGAACUUCAGAAGUGCAUCCGUCAAGACCUCAAGGGCGGGCGCAUCACGUACGAAAUGCUCGACCCCAAACUACUUCCGCUGUCUCGUGCCGCCGAGUGGCGUCUCAAGUGGCGUCUCAAGUGGCGAGUGAGCAUCCGGGAUUGGCUGCUUAGGAGGAACAAGUGGAUGUGCGCGCUCUUUGUCGGAUCUUUGGUCUUCCUCUCUACUGCCUGGGCUGGGAUGCACCCACUGUCGUUUACGGCGGCGCUUCUCGUAUUGGGAUCCGCUACAGUCGUGCUCAUGGACGAGGGUCACAAGAGUCGGUGGCUGAUCUUCCUUGUGUGUCUCGUUCUUGCCGUUGUGCUGGCCGCGGUGGGAGUAUAA